This is a messenger RNA of Dictyostelium discoideum AX4, 555 nucleotides long. RefSeq names its product translocon-associated protein subunit beta (gene ssr2). The coding region runs from base 1 to 555 and encodes 184 amino acids. The transcript has 3 exons. Gene Ontology annotation, cellular component: membrane; endoplasmic reticulum membrane; endoplasmic reticulum. The record is from RefSeq and is a predicted model, not a curated record. NCBI's taxonomy places the organism in Eukaryota, Evosea, Eumycetozoa, Dictyosteliales, Dictyosteliaceae.
AUGAACUUCAAAACUGUAAUUUCAUUAUUUUUAGUUUUAUUUGUCAGUUUCGUCUAUUGUGAGAACGGAGCUGAACUCUUAUUCCACAAAAAGAUCGUUGAAGGUCCAGUAGUUGGAAAGGAAUUACCAAUUCAAUUCAUUAUCUACAAUGUUGGUUCAGAACCAGCUUAUGAUAUUUCAUUCAUUGAUAAUGAUUUUUCAAAUGCUGAGUUUGAAUUUGUUUCAGGUUCAUCAGAAGGUAAAUGGGAAACCCUUGCACCAAACUCACAAGUUCAAACCAAUUUAACUGUUAUCCCAAAGAAAUCUGGUAUCUAUUCAUUAACUUCAACCGUUUUAAAUUAUCGUAAAACUCAAACUUCAAGUGAAUUCACUGUUUCAUCAGCUGCCAGUUACAGUGGUAUGUAUGUUGAAAGCCAAGCUGAUUAUGAAAAGAGAACUUCCCUCUUAAUUAAAGAAUGGAUCACUUUCUUUGUUUUAUGUGCUGGUGCCAUCGCUUUACCAUAUUCCAUCUCUACUUAUUACAAGAAAAAUUAUGAAAAUGGAAUUAAAAAAUAA